AUGACCGACCCCAACCAUAUCGAAGCCGAGGGAAACCUGAUAAUCCCGCUUAACGCUCCAUUCUCUGGGGAACGGUUCCAUCAGUGUGCGGAUCUAGCUGCUGCUGCCCGUGCAGAUGGAUCCUUAAUCCUGGCACAGAUUAGCCAUCCAGGGCGCCAGGGCCCUUCUCACCGUCAACCAGAACCGAUCAGUGCCAGCGAUAUGCCACUGGAUAACCGGAAUAAGGGGAAUAACUUUGCCGUUCCUCGGCCUGCCGCCGAGGAUGAGAUUCAAAAUCUAAUUACGGGGUUUUCCCACGCGGCCGAGUUUCUGGGUCGAGCCAGAUAUGAUGGGAUCGAAUUGCAUGCAGCUCAGGGCUAUAUACUCAACUAG
Molecule: messenger RNA, 372 nt
Organism: Aspergillus pseudonomiae
Lineage: Eukaryota; Fungi; Ascomycota; Eurotiomycetes; Eurotiales; Aspergillaceae
Exons: 1
Coding region: 1-372 (123 amino acids)
Molecular function (GO): oxidoreductase activity; FMN binding
Source: RefSeq, a predicted model, not a curated record